Messenger RNA from Penicillium expansum, 2880 nucleotides. Its product is annotated as FMN-dependent dehydrogenase. The coding region runs from base 1 to 2880 and encodes 959 amino acids. The record is from RefSeq and is a predicted model, not a curated record. The transcript has 10 exons. Gene Ontology annotation, molecular function: oxidoreductase activity; transmembrane transporter activity. Gene Ontology annotation, biological process: transmembrane transport. Lineage: Eukaryota; Fungi; Ascomycota; Eurotiomycetes; Eurotiales; Aspergillaceae.
AUGGACGAAAUCCAAGUCGACAAGAAGCAGAGUCAACCAGCUGAGAGUAGCACUCCGGAUUAUGAAGUUGCUAAAUUGACGACUAUUGCUGAUUAUGAGGUUGAGGAGUUCUAUGGAUCCUCGACUACUCAGGCAUACCGCUUGAAGUCUGAGUUGGUGGGAAAAUGUAUGGAGGAGAUUGGCAUGGGCUGGUUUCAAUGGAAACUCUUCGUGGUUACAGGUUUUGGAUGGAUAGUCGAUAAUUUUGCCUCCCAAGGCAUUGGAAGUGUCCAACCCCCUAUCAAGCAAGAGUUCUCCGGCAUUGUGCAAGUUAGCUACAGCUCCGUUGCUUAUUAUGUUGGACUCAUUCUGGGUGCGUCGUUUUGGGGUCUGUCAAGCGAUCUCAUCGGACGCAAGCCAGCUUUCAAUUCUACGCUACUCAUUGCUGGUGUUUUCCUUUGUGCCGCUGCUGGAUCGAUGAAUUUCAUCGCAUUCAGUGCACUUUGGGCUGUUAUUGGAACUGCUGCUGGUGGAAAUGUGCCUGUUGAUUCCAUGAUAUUCCUCGAAUUCGUCCCAGGAAGUCAUCAAUAUCUUCUCACGGCUCUUUCGGCAUGGUGGAAUCUGAGCCAACUGAUUGUGUCCUUAAUUUCUUGGGUCUUCUUAGCCCACUUCAGUUGUCCAACAGAUGCCACCCCAGAGACCUGCUCUCGAAGCCAGAACAUGGGAUGGAGAUACACACUCAUCACUCUAGGUGGCUUAGCACUCACAUUUACCUUCGUUCGCAUUUUCGUUUUCAAACUUCCCGAAACCCCAAGAUAUCUGCUCUCCCAGGGAAGAGACCAGGACGCGGUCAAUGCUAUCAAUUACGUUGCCAAGCAGAAUGGCAAGCCAGAACCCCUGACACUUGAGAUGCUUCAAGCAAUCGAUGCUCAGUUUGGAAAUAUGCCCAGUGAAGAAGGAGAGUCUAAGAAGAUGACGGCAAAGGAAAUCGUCAAAGAGAACAUGCAAGCCUUCCGGGGGGAGCACUACCGUGCGCUAUUUGCAACUCGAAAGCUCGGAAGACAGACAUUGAUAAUCUGGGCCAUCUGGUUGACAGUCGGAAUUGCAUACCCGCUGUUCUUCGCCUUCUUGCCAUCCUACCUGGCAACCAAAUUCACAGAACAUUCUUCUCUCUCCCUAACCUAUCGGAACUACUGCAUCACAUCUGCCGUCGGAAUAGUCGGACCAUUAUCCGCUGCAGUAUCAGUAAAUACCCGCAUGGGCCGAAGAUGGAUGAUGGGAAUUUCAGCUGCUGUCACGGGCGUGUUCCUCUUCGCAUACGUCGGUGUCAACACUCCAUCGGCCGACUUGGCAUUUUCUUGCAUUACCAGUCUUCUGGGCAAUUUCGAAUACGCUAUUAUGUACGCGUUCACUCCGGAGUCAUUCCCAGCUCCUCAUCGCGGCACUGGCACUGGAACAGCGGCCGCCCUGCUUCGAUUUGGAGGACUCAUUGCUAGUAUUAUCUCAUCACAGACUGGAUUUACAACUGCGCCAAUCUAUGCUAGUGCGGCAUUGUGGAUUGUUGUCGGAAAAUUCAAACUAGCUAACUUCCACGAGGUUACACGCAUUCUGGAUAGUCAUCCUGGAGGAACACAGGCAAUUCUCCGUUGGGGAGGACGGGAUGCCACCGAGGAGUUCGACAUGAUCCAUCCUUCUGAGACCCUAAAGGACAUUGAACAGUCAUUUAUGGGCACAGUCGAGCCACAAGAGUCGCCAGUUACAGAUUCUACGCCCGAAGAGAUCACCCAAGCGUCAUUAAGCACAUUGCUGAACCUAGACGAGAUCGAAGCUGCUGCCACAAAGGUCAUCAGCAAAAAGGCAUGGGGAUACUACUUUUCCGCUGCCGACGACAAGAUAUCAAAGUACCUCAAUACACAGGCCUAUCGUUCAAUUCUGUUUCGACCACGGAUAUUUGUUGACUGUCGCACUUGCGAACUAGAAACCAACCUCCUGGGCCACAAAGUCGGGUUACCGAUCUUCGUCAGUCCAACUGCAAUGGCGCGUUUAGGACAUCCUGCAGGAGAAAAGGGGAUUGCCGAAGGAUGUCGCUCUUUUGGGGGUCUUCAAAUAAUCGCAAACAACUCCUCACUUUCUCCAGAGGAGAUCGUCACGAACGCGCCCCCAACACAGAUCUUCGGAUGGCAACUUUAUGUCCAAUUGAACAGACAAUUGAGUGAAAAUAUGUUAGCACGCGUUAAUUGGCUAGAUCGGAUCAAGUUUAUCGUGUUGACACUCGAUGCACCCGUAUCGGGUAAACGAGAAGACGAUGAGCGAAUCAACAUUCAAGCCAACACAGCAGCAAGUGUCAGCACCCAGCUCUUUGCUGGGACAGAUCCAUCACUUACUUGGGCGGAAACUCUUCGGUGGUUAUCACAACAUACUACUAAACCGAUUGUGCUCAAAGGAAUUCAGACACACGAAGAUGCAACUCUGGCGGCUCAGUAUGCACCUUUGGUGAGGGGGAUUGUGCUGUCCAACCACGGUGGGAGGUCGCUUGAUACAGCACCUCCUGCUGUGCAUACUCUACUUGAACUUCGAAGAUACUGCCCGGAUGUGUUCGAUAAGGUUGAAGUGUGGGUAGAUGGUGGAAUUCGUCGCGGUACAGAUGCUGUCAAGGCGCUAUGUCUCGGGGCCAAAGCUGUCGGGAUAGGAAGGCCGGCUCUUUGGGGUCUCGCUGCUGGUGGGGUUGAUGGUGUUGAGCGAACAUUGCAGAUUCUAUCGGAUGAAAUGAAAACAUGCAUGCGCCUCCUUGGUGUAAAGGAAGUAGGCGACCUUGGCCCUCAACAUAUCAACACGGCUAUAUUGCAACAGCAAAUUUAUGGAGGAACUUCGCAUCUGGGUUUGAUGAAAGGGAAACUUUGA